Messenger RNA from Caenorhabditis auriculariae, 2539 nucleotides. Lineage: Eukaryota; Metazoa; Nematoda; Chromadorea; Rhabditida; Rhabditidae. The record is from the annotation of a GenBank genome assembly.
AUGUUGAUGUUCUUACUGGCAUCUAUGAAUCUGUUCCAUUUUGUCGAGCUUGAACAGUUUGAUAGGGAAGUAGUACGGACUUUCUUGCGAAAGUUAGUUUUUUCCUAGUUUUCAUCAAUUUUCAAUUAGUGAUAACUGAAAAUUUCCAAACUAUUUUUUUUGUUUUUUACAGACAUAUUGAUCAAGAUAUCGAUCCUUGUGAAGACUUCUACGCGCACGUGUGUCAUGAAAACCUGCAUUUUGAUGACUUAAUCGACAAUCAACUGAGAGAGUUGUAUGAAGAACAAACCAAGAAACUUAGAAGUCCUUUCCUCGAUUUUUUGGUUUAUUUUUUGCUUCUUUCAAAUACAUCAUUUCUCAAUCGAGCAGGAUACUCACGCAGCGUCAUCCUACAAUCAUAAAGAGAUAGCAAACGACCUCCAAAAGAUGUUGGCUUUUUUUUUCAAAUCAAUCCUAUGAAAUUUUCAGCUGUGCCAUAGACGAAAAAGGGUUCGAAACAGCUUUGAAGGCAGCUCGAUAUAUCUCAGAAAUGGAUAAGCUCUUUGCGGUGAACAAUUCAUCCUGUGAAGCUAUGGCCAAACAGUUCCUCAAAGAACGCCUGAAAGGAAACUACAGAGACCACGUGAGUUCUUAUGGUGAAACAAAUAUUAUUCUUUUCAGUUUCGCCUAUUGAGGCCGAUUCUACAUGGCAUCGAGUUUGCCAAGUCCGAAUUAGCAAAAGAACUGGACAAAGAAUCUGAUGAAAUCUUCGAGAAGCUGAAAAAAACAAUAAGAGCCUACUUCAAUGUAGAUAAUGAAACUUAAAUCACACUCAAUAGACGUUACAGGUAACACCAUGGCUGAACAACAACAACGGCGUUACAAUUUACGAAAGAUAUCUUUGUGACAACAUAAGUUUAACAUUCAUUGACAACUCUACUGUUACAAUGUACGAUAAAAUGUUGAAUUCUAUCGAAAAAUCGACGGAAGAUUGUCGAGAAAGGUAUUAUUUAUGAAGAAAGUUUUUUGUUUGGUUGCUAGAGAUGAAGGACCUUUUUUUCUUUUUCAUUAUCACUGCUUUUGAAGAAUCCUGAUUCCUGAUUUCUUCUUGAUUUCUUUUUUUCGGAUUAUGGGAACUCGGAAAUUUGCCGCUAUCAACCCAAAAAUAGAAAAAAAGUUCUUACUAUUUAUGACUUUUUUUGUUGCUUUUUAAUAAGUAGAAAAAAAGAAAAUCAAGGAAUCUGAAUCUGUGAGUUCCGAAAAAUUUGAUUCAAUUCUCCGUCACCCUUCAUAUUCAAUUUUUCUUCAAAAAAAUAAAAUAUGGAAAAAUUUUUUUCCAGCAUGAACCUGGUACGGCCAUCUUACAUAUGUCUUCUGGCAGCCUUGUCCCAGUAUUUCAAGUGAGAUUCUGUAUUUCUUACAUUAAAAACCCUCCUAUUGUGAGAAAUUUGAAAAUAUUUUUUUCAAACAACGCUUCAGCAGGAAGAAAUAAUUCCAUUCACAUUUUUCAAAAAAAUGUUCAGAAAAAAAUUUAUAGAAAUUUCCAAUUGUAUUUAAUGAUAUUAGUUUUUUUGAGGUUUCAGUCAGUUUUUCAGCAUACUUGAUCAACACCAACUCGACAUUUUCACUGACGCAAGUGAUAAUGCUGCAAAUUUGAACGUGAAGGAGGUCUUCAAAAAUUCGAAAAAGAUGAAUUAUAGGAAAGCAUUGUCCUGCGACGGGGAGCCCAAAUGCACGGUCUCACAAAAAAUACUGCGCGAAAGGAAAGUCCUCAAACAAUGAAUUAUUUCUUAGUUUGUUUCAGUUUGGCGUGCUGGGAACCAUUGUGGCACAUGAAAUGAUGCAUUCUUUCUUUGUGGCAAAAAACGAAGAACCCAGCGAAUUGUCUUCUUAUUGGACCAAGUCUUCAGCUUGUGUUUCGAAACAAUACAAAAGAACAUGUCAAGAGUUUCUGAAGGUUUGAUUAUUCAUUCCGUUUUCAAAACCGCAGAGAAGAAUUUUCACAUUCCAAACGUUCACUGUAAAAUAUAAGUUAAGGAAAAGUGUCACAGUGGCAACACCCAAACUGAAGAAGAAGAUGGCGCAGACCUGGCUUCGAUCCGAAUUUCCUACGCCACUUAUAAAAUUCAACAUAUCCAAGAGGUUCGAAAGGAAAAUUGGGUCACCUUUGGCAAAUGCAAUAGUAAUUUUCAGAAAUCCGACAUUCCGGGAAUCACUGAAGAACAAAUGUUUUUCUACGCUAUGGCCUGUCGUAGAUGUCAAACAGUAAGAUGAUCCCGGAAAAAGUUCAAAUUCGACUGAAUUAAGAAAGAAGAUAGAUUUUCCGACGUGGAGAGUCGAGUUCAUUCGCCAGGAUAUGUGCGUAUAAAUGCGCUCAUGUCUCAAAUGCAAGAAUGGAAAAAAGCGUUCGGGUGUUCCGAAAAAUCGAGAAUGAUACGUUCCAAAGUAGUUUUUGGAUAAUUUUUCUAAUGAGAAGCGAAAUGGAUUUCAGGCCGAUCACUGUGAGCUCUACGGAGCCGGUGCUCCACUCACGCGGAAGAUUUUAGAAGACAAUCGUUGA